This is a messenger RNA of Brassica rapa (field mustard), 1788 nucleotides long. RefSeq names its product pectinesterase inhibitor 1. Gene Ontology annotation, molecular function: enzyme inhibitor activity. Lineage: Eukaryota; Viridiplantae; Streptophyta; Magnoliopsida; Brassicales; Brassicaceae. The record is from RefSeq and is a predicted model, not a curated record.
AAAAUUAUUCUAAACAUGAAGAUCGAUCUAUUAAAUUAGUAAUUGAUUUUGAAUUGAAAACUCAUCGUAAUACAGAAAAUCAUGUUGGAAGGUCAUAUUAAUCAGCGAAAUGUAUUGUCAGGUUUGAUUCUUCGUGAAGAUACGUCUUUUAUUCUGCGGUGCCAAGUAAAAUUGUGAACCUCUUCACCCAAGUCAACGGUUGAACAUCUUUUCUAACUGAACCAAGAAACAGCAAGAGCCACUUAUAACCCUAUUGAUAAUGGUAGGCAACAUAAAUAGGAUUUAAGAUAGCCUUUUCCAGCAGUCCUUUAUUGCAAAAUGAUUCAUUGGUCAUAUAUGGCUAAUGUUGAAGCAUAGUCACAAACCAUCAAAAUUUUGAAGAUUUUAUAGUUCUUCCUCAAAAGAAAACAAAAAAGCUAUCACAUUGAACUAUAUUUGAUAUGUCCCUCUAAUUCACCGGUGACAAAUGAUUUUAGUUAUUUUCCUCAAAAAUACUUACUAAAAAUAUAGUUUUGGUUAGCAUAUGCAACACACAUAAAUAAUCAAUUUCCUUCUCUUCGAUCAAAUAAUAAACAACCGGUGUUUAAAGGCCCAUAAUAUUAAUCUCAAAAGCACAAUAAUAUAAUAUGUCAGCAAAUCUUCACCUUGUGGCGAUGGUUCUCCUCUUCUGUAUGGUGAGCAAAAGCGUCGUAGCGAUCGCUCGCCCGGUGAUCUCAGGCGGGCGUGAUCCAUGCUCCGUGUCAGACUUCAAGGUCUUGUGCAGAUCAGUCGUAAAAGGUCAAAAGAAUGUUAACGCAGCGACGGAAGUUUCCAUAAGAGAGCUGAUGAAAAGAACGACAAAGGCUAAAGAAGUCGCUGCUAGUGGCCAGAAAAGUGGUGGAGGACUCAAGACUUGUUACUCAAACUAUGAUAGUGCGAUUGGUAAUCUACAAAAGGCGUUGAAAGACCUUAAAAAGAAUGAUGGAUUUAGCCUUAACAUCAAUCUUAGUGCAUCCUUAACGGAAUUUGAUACAUGCAACGACGCCAUGGGCGGUGCUAAGGCGUCGAAUGUCUUCGCUAGAUCUACAAAGACUUUGCAUGAAAUGGCUGAUAAUUGUUUAGCGCUCUCUACUCUUGUUAAACAAUAAUAAUAUAGCGAAAAUGUGAUUGUUGAUGAUGAAAGAGAGAAAAAAAAACUGAUUUGUUUCUGUAUGCCACAAUGUCAAGAAUUCUUUUUUUUGUGGUUAAGAAAAACAGAAAAGUGAGCAAUAUAAGAGGUAAGCUUGAAAUACAGAGUCACGGUUUCACCCAAAUUUCCUCUACUCCUGAGUUUGCUCUUUUUCAUUUGCUUCCAUUUUUCUCUUGCAUGAGGUGUCUGGUGUAUAGCUUGUAGGCAGUUGUAGGUCAUGGAUCUUUGUGUCCGCGUGUUUGAAUGGAGUUCUUCCUUGGCUUUUGUUCCAGUCGGAGUUCAGGGCUCCUCCCUGUAGUUUUGCAGUCUCUAUUUAUAGAUUAAAAUUUUCUUUAAUUUUGAUAUUUUUUAAAAAUCUUUUAUUGUAUAAUAAAUGUUUUUGAAUUAUUAGGUAAGAAUAAAAAACAAAAGAAAUCUGCACAACCAAUAAAAAUUUGUUUGCCCAAUCUUGAAGUAACACAAUUUUUUUUUUUUUAAAUUGAAACUUUAUAACGGUGGUUGAAUCCAGGUAGAUAAACACAAUAUUUCAACACUCUUAUUGGCAGUGCCGGUCCAACAUUCUCAUUUUUUUCUUGAUGCCCUAAGCUCAUUUCAAAUUUUAUGCCUUUGUUAUUCAUGUA